AUGAAAUCCGUGGUGCUCUGCGCUCUGUUGCUGGUGGCGUGCGUGGCUGCCGCUCCACAGAGGGAAGGGGCUGCGUACACCAGGGAAGCCAUCAAACAAGCACAAAGCACACACCUUAUUCCUAAAGAUGCAGAAAUUCAAAAGGUUCAAGAAGGCAUUGAGUUGGCGGCGUAUGAAUCAAUCCCAGUAAACCAGAGGAUCAACCUGUUCGAGAUUUUGGGUGAUCAGGUCCCCUCCGAGGUCAUCAACAACCUACAGAGCCAGAUCGACCAGAUCGGCCACUAA
Messenger RNA from Arctia plantaginis, 285 nucleotides. NCBI's taxonomy places the organism in Eukaryota, Metazoa, Arthropoda, Insecta, Lepidoptera, Erebidae. The record is from the annotation of a GenBank genome assembly.